Molecule: messenger RNA, 2580 nt
Organism: Fonsecaea nubica
Lineage: Eukaryota; Fungi; Ascomycota; Eurotiomycetes; Chaetothyriales; Herpotrichiellaceae
Exons: 4
Coding region: 1-2580 (859 amino acids)
Biological process (GO): regulation of DNA-templated transcription; DNA-templated transcription
Molecular function (GO): zinc ion binding; DNA-binding transcription factor activity, RNA polymerase II-specific; DNA binding
Source: RefSeq, a predicted model, not a curated record
AUGCCCGGCAUCUUGCCGAUGAAGAUGAUUCGAGUGGGGAGCAGUACGCAGAGCAGGAUCGCGCAAGCUUGUGACAGGUGUCGCAGUAAGAAGAUUCGCUGCGACGGCGUCAGACCCUGCUGUACUCAAUGUGCCAACGUUGGCUUCGAGUGUAAGACCAGUGACAAGCUGAGUCGCAGGGCCUUCCCACGAGGCUACACGGAAUCAUUGGAAGACCGCGUCCGUGGUCUUGAGGCUGAGGUUCGGGAGCUCAAGGAGCUGUUGGACGAGAAGGACGAGAAGAUCGACAUGCUGUCUCGCAUCCACAGUUUCUCUCCCUCUCGAAAAGGUUCGGCUUCCUUGUCGCCUGCACACGCUGCACAGGUAAAGGCCGAAGUCGAAUCGGCGAGGGAAGAACUGCUGCAUGUGGAAAUUCCUGCGCCUGUGCAGCCCAAAGCCACCUCGACCGGUUCCUCUACCACACCCUCCUUCAUUGAGGCCUUUGACCAAAAGGUCCAAGAAGCCGGCCGACAAACGACUGGAAUCUCCUCAUCAGCCCUGCAAAAAGCCAUUCAGCCAGCUCGUCGAUCCACUGCCCCGGGCCCAAAAGUCCCCCCCAGGCUUCAUUCUGAUCAAUACAUAAAUCUCUUCUUCCAAGAGUGGCAACCGUUGUUGCCGAUCCUCCAUCGACCAACAUUCCUCCGCGUUUAUGAGCAAUAUCUCGCCAAUCCUGAGUCGGGUAAUUGGCAGAGUAACAAACAAGCAUACGCCCAACUGUUUCUAAUUUUUGAAAUUGCUGCUCUUUCCAACAUAUCUACUCCAAAAAAGAAUACCCCGUCCUACGAGACACAGUGGCGCAAGGCUCUCUACUCGACAUCUUCUAAUGCUUCUCUACCAACCCUCCAAUGCCAUGUGCUAGCUCAGAUUUGCUAUAUGCUGCGCGCAGACUACACCCAUCUGGCGCGGCAUCGUGGCAUCGCAGUCACCAUGUGCCACGAGCUCGAGCUUCAUCAAGGGCACAAAUAUCAGAGCCUGUCGCCUCUCGAGGCUGAGACCAGGAAGAAGGUGUUUUGGUGUCAAUAUGUUCUCGACAAGUUCAUAUCCGCCGCGACUGGUACUCCAGUACUGUUCCGAGAUUGCGAUAUAACAACAGAAUACCCAGCUGACGUCGACGACGAGAACCUCAGCACUCAAGGUUUCUCUCCCACCCUUCCCGGCGAAUUGACAAAGAUUUCGAGCGCACUUGCUUUGUUCCGUAUUUCCAGAAUUCUGUCAAAGGCUUUGGACACUCUGUACCCUGCCAAAGCUAGCUAUCAGCUCUCGUUGACCAAGCUUCACGCGCUUUCCGAUGAGCUUGACCAAUGGUCAGAGGAAUUACCCGAGCAUCUCCGCUUGCGAUUCUGUAACGACAAACCUGCGACGAAUUUGAUCGGCUGCAGAUCGCCGCUAUUGUCUCUUGCCUAUUUCUACAUCAGGAGUUUGAUACACCGACCGUUACUCUGCCACGCAUCUGGAAGCGCUUCGUCCGCGGCAGGCAUCGUGCUGGCAGCCGCUGGCAAGCAUGUGCUUCAGAUCCUUGAUCUUCUGUUGGAGCGCCGCAUGAAUUACACCUUCCCACUGAACCAGGCCGAUCUACUGUUGACCUCGGGCCUGGCGAUUCUCUGGCAGUCGCUUGAUUUGGAAGAUGACAGCAAACUUGCCAAAGACAACCAGAAGUCACUGACGAUGCUCGUGGGCAUGCUGCAGAUUGAGAAUGCCCCAGCUGCAACGGAAUUCCAGAAGAUUGCGACCUGUUUCAUGGCGCUCGAAACGCGACCAACUUCAACACUAAGUGCAGAACAAACUAUUGCUGGAACCCAAAAUGCACCUUGUACAAUGCAAGCUCCAACAGAACCCAAGUCAAAAUCCACCCGCAAGCAGCUACAAGCUAUCGCAUCACGAUGGUCCUCGUUCAGCAACAAAGGAAAGCCAGAGGACCCCAAUCGGCGUGCAACUGUGACACCGACCGGACCGACUUCCCUUAGCCCAGCUAACCGCACUGCCAGCACUGUUAGCCUGUCUUCGACCCGAUCAGCACCGGUUCUACCCGCAGCUACUCCCUCACCCCGCCAAGUCAAUGCACCGGGGCCGUUAGGCACUCCAAUGAUCAACCUGGAUUACCUACCUCUUGGUGACGAAUUCGGCGAUUCGCAAACCAGGACCUCGUCGAGUACGAUGCUACCUCCGAAGAAACAGCCGACACCCACCCUCCCCGACUCUGGUUGGGAAAACCUUCUAGACGGUUCCGACCCUACGAACCCAGCGAUCUACCAGGACCUACAAGCUGGUAGCCAUUCGCUCUAUCAGAUACCUAGCAACGAAUGGACUCCGGACGCGUGGCAUCUCUCCGGAAUGGAUUUUGUAACAAAAGCACCCGUACCUCAAAGCCUACUCAGCUUUUCUGAGGAAUCAUUGACUAGCGGCGACGAUUUCCUGUUCAGCACUGCAGGGAGCCACAAUGGUUCAACGGCCACAGGCGACGGCCUAGACCUCCCGGAGACAUACCGGGGCAUUACUAUCCCGGUGGACGAUGAGUUUGAUUUUCACGAGGUCGAGGCUUAA